GACGUCACUUCCCGCCGCCACGGGGCCGCCCCUAACGGCCGUUCUCCCCCAUGGCGGCGGCGGCGGCGGCCGGGGGGAUGGGCGGCGGCGGCUCGGCGGCGCUGGGCGACAGCAGCGCCAUCGACUACUCGGUGCAUGAGGCGUGGAACGAGGCCACCAACGUCUACCUGCUGGUGGUGCUGGCCAGCCUCGCCCUCCUCGUCUACGCGCGGCGGAACAAGAGGAGGAUCAUGCGCAUCUUCACCCUGCCCCCAGCCGCCGAGACGCCGCCCGAGCCGAACUUCUACGACAGUAUGAAGAAGAUCCGCCUGCGGCAGCAGCUGGAGAUGUACUCCAUCGCAAGGAAGUAUGAACAGCAGCAGCAGCCACCAAAACAGACUGAAAGUGUACAGCUCUCAGUGGAAUGAAGCCCACAGUUGUAGGAACUCAGGAUAUGUUUCCAGUGCUGAUGAUAACAGCCAGUGUGGAGCUAUUUUCAACGCCUCUUAAUCGAUACAUAGCUGAAGGCAAGGGGAAAAGGAAGAGAUCUCUCCUAAAAACUUUGUUCUCAGUAGCUUUUCUCUGAGCCCCGUGAAGUAAACAGAGUGCCUGCUGAAACAUUCAGCGUGAAAGUACCCAACACAGCACAGACGUGCUCAGAGAAACCUCUGAGGGUAGAGAAGCGCAGUUUUCAAUUAUUUCUUUCUCAGCUAGCACCUUGGAAAUAAGCUCCUACCUUCUCUGGUAACAGCACCCUGGAGAAAGCCAAGGCAGUACCUAUCUGCUCGGAAACCCUUUUGUUCCUUGAUCACGCAUUGUUGAAUUUGUGGAAUGCGUUCGGUAAAUGUGAAUGAAGAUACUGUGGCCUUACUGCCUAGUGAAGGUGAACACCUUUGAGAGCUUGGCUUGUGGCUGGCAGUAGUGCAGAAAGGUUCUGCUCUCUGUUUAUAUGGGGGUUGUGUAUGCAAUACUGUGAACCUUUCCUGGAGAAACGAAGAAGUACGCAGUGAACUGCAGGUCUAGAAGACGCUUAAGGCCAGUACUCUAAUGUUCAAAGGUGGUUAGGUUAGUCAGAUUGCUUUAAAGAGUGGGAUUGCCUAUAAAAACUUGUCUAAGGUGAUGGCUUAUCCAGAAGAGAUAUCACACACCAGUUACUUUUUUCUUUCUAGGUAAAUCACAAAAUCAGUGAAUUCAAAGAAUACUGCAGAAAUUUCUUAAUAAAAGCACCUGAUCAUGAAAACUA
Falco peregrinus (peregrine falcon) is the source of this 1222-nucleotide messenger RNA. RefSeq names its product small integral membrane protein 19 (gene SMIM19). The transcript has 3 exons. Bases 51 to 407 code for a protein of 118 amino acids. The record is from RefSeq and is a predicted model, not a curated record. NCBI's taxonomy places the organism in Eukaryota, Metazoa, Chordata, Aves, Falconiformes, Falconidae.